This is a messenger RNA of Gastrolobium bilobum, 1895 nucleotides long. RefSeq lists its product as uncharacterized. The record is from RefSeq and is a predicted model, not a curated record. Gene Ontology annotation, molecular function: protein binding; molecular adaptor activity. The transcript has 10 exons. The coding region runs from base 121 to 1662 and encodes 513 amino acids. Gene Ontology annotation, cellular component: membrane; TRC complex. NCBI's taxonomy places the organism in Eukaryota, Viridiplantae, Streptophyta, Magnoliopsida, Fabales, Fabaceae. Gene Ontology annotation, biological process: post-translational protein targeting to endoplasmic reticulum membrane.
ACGGCUAGAUUCGCUACCUGUUAUGCGAACUUUCUCGAAGCAUUUCUGAACUCUUAAGAAUAAAAGAUGAGCAUCUUCACUUAGCUUCGUUUGUUUCAAUUCACUCUUUCUCAGAUAUCAAUGGCUAACAAUCACGUCACCACUGAUUCCCCUCUCUCUCGUCGCAUAGUUCGUGCCUUCCUUCACUUCCUCAACUCUGUUGAACCUAGCCAAGGGAUUGAUGAUGAAGGGAUUGAGGUUGCUAGGGAGUGUUUGGCAGAGGCAUUUAAGCUUAACUCAUCUCCUGUGACCGGUGAUCCUGAGAAAUAUGAUUCAUUGAUUGACAUGUUCAAGUCCCUUGAAGAAGCAAACAAGCAAUGUGAAACUAGUAAGUCAGACGUUGGUCCUCAACCAGAUUCUGUGGAUGCUUCCAGUUCAUUCUCUGCUCAGAAUCCUGCUCAUACUAAAAAUAAUCCCGAGGCAUCGAAAUCUACGGAUGAAGGUUGGACACAGGAUCCUCACAUAUUUGCAGCAUCUAAAGAUGAACUCUGUGGACAAUUCUUUGCUGCUCUGGAGAAAAAUCACUAUUUUAGGACCAAUGUUGAUGGGAGUGAUGACCCAGUGCAACUGGAGAAAGCAUCUCAUUUAUUUGAUAAUGCUUUUAUGGAGAUGGAAAGAUCUGGGUGUCGGGAGUUUAGUUUGAAGAAUUUGGCUGAAUCCCUAAAAUCGCUAGGUAACAAGGCAGUGCAAUCCAAGCAAUUUCUUGAUGCAAUUGAGUUGUAUAAUUGUGCAAUUGCGCUCUAUGAAAAAAGUGCCGUUUUCUACUGCAACAGGGCAGCUGCUUACACUCAGAUUAGCAAAUAUACAGAAGCAGUCCAAGAUUGUCUUAGAUCUAUCGAGAUUGAUCCAAACUACAGCAAGGCAUACAGUCGUCUGGGUUUAGCUUAUUAUGCACAAGGAAACUAUAGAGAUGCUAUUGAUAAAGGGUUUAAAAAAGCCUUGCAGUUGGAUCCGAACAAUGAGUCUGUUAAAGAAAAUAUACGGGUAGCUGAGCAAAAAUUGAUUGAAGAGCAACAUCACGCAGAUCAUAAUCAGAAUUCAAGAUCAUCUCAAGAAUCCCAAAACCAAUCUGCAAGAGGAUCAAGAAGCCAUGCAAUGCCGCCUCCAUUUAACUCAAUGCCAUUUAAUCCCAAUGAUAUUGCAAGCAUGUUUAUGAACAUGGCCGCAAAUGCUACAAAUGCACAUCAGGGGUCGCAUCCUCAGGAAAGGCAAGAAGAUACCAAUACUAGUGGAGCUAAUGAACCAGAGAUAAGAAUGGGGCGCAAUGUUAGUGUAAAUUUUGACCAAAUGCCUGAGCAUCUAACAGGGGCCUUUCAAUCUGUGAUGGAAAUGUUAUCUAGGACUGUACCUCCUGACCAACCACAAGAUCAAACCAAUGGAAGAACAGCCGCAAAUGCUACAAAUGCACAUCAGGGGUCGCAUCCUCAGGAAAGGCAAGAAGAUACCAAUACUAGUGGAGCUAAUGAACCAGAGAUAAGAAUGGGGCGCAAUGUUAGUGUAAACUUUGACCAAAUGCCUGAGCAUCUAACAGGGGCCUUUCAAUCUGUGAUGGAAAUGUUUUCUAGGACUGUACCCCCUGACCAACCACAAGAUCAAACCAAUGGAAGAACAGCACCAAACUAAGCUAUUUUAGCAUUCCGAGGCUGUAAUAACAUUAACAAAUUUGUGUAAUUUUUUUUUUCUUUUGUUUGAAUUUUUUUUAACAUAUUACAUAAUUAACUGACAGGGUUCUCUCCGUUUGCACAUUACAUAUAUAGAACUUUUGAGGCACUAGCCUUUUGCGGAGGCAAAAAUAUAUAAGUACUUGUCAUUUACGUAAUAUCCUUACUUAUUACAGGUUAAUAAAUAUUGUGGAU